UAACCAAGUUAAUUUACUUUAAAUAUUUUUGUUUUCCUUUUUAUCUUCUUCGAUAUGAUGUCACCCUUAUCAAAGACAGCCACAAGAAGCAAAGAAAGAGGGAGAAACUGCUCCUGCUGGUGACCCAGAAUUUAUUAAGAGGCAAGAGCAGAAGAAAUCCGAUCUUGAUGAACAGUUGAAAGAAUACAUCACAGAAUGGCGCAAACAGCGAGCCAAAGAAGAAGAAGAACUCAAGAGGUUGAAAGAUAAGCAAGCCAAGCGCAAGGUCAUGCGUGCUGAUGAAGAGAAGCGCUUGGCUGAGAGGAAGAAGCAAGAGGAAGAGAGGAGACAGCGUGAAAUUGAGGAAAAGAAGCAGAGGGACAUUGAGGAAAAGAGACGCCGUCUGGAGGAGGCUGAGAAGAAGAGACAAGCUAUGAUGGCAGCUCUCAAGGACCAGAGCAAGAACAAGGGCCCCAACUUCACAAUUACAAAGAAGGAUGCAUCUUUCAAUAUGUCAUCUGCACAAUUGGAGAGGAACAAGACCAAGGAACAGUUGGAGGAAGAGAAGAGAAUCUCCCUGAGCAUUCGCAUCAAGCCUCUUGAUAUUGACGGGCUCAGUGUAGAUAAGCUGCGUGCAAAAGCAACAGAACUGUGGGAAAGUAUUAUAAAGCUUGAAACAGAGAAAUAUGACCUUGAAGAAAGGCAGAAGAGGCAGGACUAUGACCUGAAAGAACUGAAGGAGAGGCAGAAGCAGCAGCUUAGGCACAAAGCUAUGAAGAAGGGUCUGGAUCCAGAAGCACUGACUGGAAAGUACCCACCUAAAAUCCAGGUUGCUUCAAAGUAUGAGCGCCGUGUUGAUACAAGAUCAUAUGACGACAAGAAGAAACUCUUUGAAGGGGGUUUAGCUGAACAAAACAAAGAAGUCCUGGAGAAGCAGUGGACCGAUAAGGCUUCCGAAUUUGAUUCAAGACAAAAAUCCAAGCUGCCCAAAUGGUUUGGUGAGAGGCCAGGCAAGAAGAAGGGAGACCCAGACAGCCCCGAGGAAGAGGAAGUGAAGCCUGUUGAUGAAGAUGAGGAAAUUGAAGAACCCAAGUUCCAACCUGAGCCUGAAGAGGAGGAGGUUGAAGAAGAGGAGGUUGAAGAAGAGGAAGAAGAGGAAGAAGAAGAGGAAGAGGAAGAGGAAGAAGAGGAAUAGACAGCUGACUCUAUGCUCCAGGGUUUGCAGAAGAGCUUGGCCAUUCUCCUCAAAGAAGACCACAUCUCCAUCUGGGUUAAUCGCCUCAAAAUUCCAGGACUGAACAUCAUUCACUGUAGAGGUGGAGCCAUCAGAAGUUGCAAUAUAAUGAUUUCAGUUAUUGCACACAUAAAAUAAUUGGAUAUCAUUGUAACAUAAAAAUAUUUUAAAUAUACUGGAUAAUGUUGUUUUUA
Molecule: messenger RNA, 1407 nt
Organism: Schistocerca nitens (vagrant locust)
Lineage: Eukaryota; Metazoa; Arthropoda; Insecta; Orthoptera; Acrididae
Gene: TpnT
Product: troponin T
Exons: 12
Coding region: 269-1174 (301 amino acids)
Biological process (GO): sarcomere organization; regulation of muscle contraction; muscle contraction
Cellular component (GO): troponin complex
Molecular function (GO): tropomyosin binding
Source: RefSeq, a predicted model, not a curated record